Boleophthalmus pectinirostris (great blue-spotted mudskipper) is the source of this 6874-nucleotide messenger RNA. It is a transcript of the gene kdm4ab, whose product is annotated as lysine (K)-specific demethylase 4A, genome duplicate b. Gene Ontology annotation, molecular function: histone H3K36 demethylase activity; histone H3K9 demethylase activity. Gene Ontology annotation, cellular component: nucleus. Gene Ontology annotation, biological process: chromatin remodeling. The transcript has 23 exons. Bases 162 to 3542 code for a protein of 1126 amino acids. NCBI's taxonomy places the organism in Eukaryota, Metazoa, Chordata, Actinopteri, Gobiiformes, Gobiidae. The record is from RefSeq and is a predicted model, not a curated record.
GCUAAUGGAGGAUAGGCUGGUACUGAGCUUACGGACUAAACUGUUCCCCUUUACGCUCUCUUUGCUCCUGUUUUCUCCCCCAAUUUAGCUUCUUUACAUCGCGGAGCGCACGUACCGAAUAAGCCAGCGGACGGCGACUGCCCUUGUGUUUUGGCGUCGCGAUGGAGGCGCCACCUCAAAAUCAUGGCUCCUCAAAGGGGAUCAUGACCUUUCACCCCACCAUGGAGGAGUUCAAGAACUUCAACCGUUACAUUGCAUAUAUGGAGUCUCAGGGAGCCCACAAAGCCGGUCUGGCCAAAAUCGUGCCUCCUAAAGAGUGGAAGCCCAGGGCGUCCUAUGAGAACAUCGACGAGCUGGUGAUACCUGCUCCCAUCCAGCAGGUGGUGACGGGCCAAUCGGGGCUCUUCACUCAGUACAACAUCCAGAAGAAGGCCAUGACUCUGCGCGAGUUCAGGAAGAUGGCCAACAGUGACAAGUUCUGUUGUCCAAACUACGACGACUUUGAAGAUCUGGAGAGAAAGUACUGGAAGAACGUCACCUUUAACCCGCCCAUUUAUGGAGCAGAUGUCAACGGAUCGCUCUACGAUCCUAACGUGAAGGAGUGGAACAUCUGUAACUUGGGCACCAUCCUGGACACGGUGGAGAGUGAGAGUGGCAUCACCAUAGAGGGGGUGAACACGCCGUACCUGUACUUCGGCAUGUGGAAGACCACGUUUGCCUGGCACACGGAGGACAUGGAUCUAUACAGCAUCAACUACCUGCACUUCGGCGAGCCCAAGUCCUGGUACUGCAUUCCUCCAGAGCACGGGAAACGGCUGGAGCGUUUGGCUAAAGGGUUCUUUCCUGGCAGUUCCCAAAACUGUGAAGCCUUUUUGAGACACAAGAUGACUCUUAUCUCCCCCUCAAUACUCAAGAAAUAUGGGAUUCCAUUUGAAAAGAUAACCCAGGAGGCCGGUCAGUUUAUGGUGACUUUUCCGUAUUCGUAUCACGCCGGAUUCAAUCAUGGGUUUAACUGUGCCGAGUCCACCAACUUUGCCACAGAGCGAUGGAUCGAGUACGGCAAGCAGGCCAUUUUGUGCUCAUGCCGUAAAGACAUGGUGAAGAUCUCCAUGGACGUGUUUGUGAGGAAGUACCAGCCGGAGCGGUAUGCCCAGUGGUUGGCCGGGCGAGACGUGGUGCCCAUCGACCACUCCAGACCCACCCCAGAGGCCAGGGAGUUCCUGGGGGAGAGCUCCAGCGAGGGCAGCUACUGUGGGGGAACUACGACGGGCUUUGAGGAGAACGGGGACUGUAAGAGUGCUACUCAAAGGAUUGAAUCGAAGAGACACAGGAUUUGCCUUGACGUUCCGAUGGGGGUGGUCCCCAGGGAUGACAACCUGGAUGAAGACGAUCAGGAAUACGGGAAAAGACCCAGACUGAGCCUCAUCCCACCUAGAAACAUCUCCCAGGACGCCAAGAGAAACAAAGGUCCCCCAAAGCUGGUCGUCACCCCCACCAAGCUCACCUUACUGGACCCCUUCCACCGAAGCUUCUCCCAAACCAACCCCUCCCAGCCCCCGCACUACGCCAGGACCCGCCCACCCUCCAUCUCCUCCCAGAACGGGCACCUCUCUCUGUCUGCCGCACCCGUCACGCCCAAACGCAAAAUGGGCGUGGCCAGUCUCCUCUUCCAUCGCCCCCUCAGCCCCAAAGACAUCCUGCAAGUCCACAACUACACCCAGGACAUACAGAGGAGGCCCCCCACUCAGCUCCAAGUCCACAGCUACGCACGCGAGCACCAGCAUCACCCACGGCAACUGCCAAAUAAAGUGAUCAUUCAACCCCAAUUGAUAGUUAAACAGGAAACCGAAGAGGCUAAUCCAUCUAAAGUGAAGCUAGAGCCAGUGGAGGAGGUCCAGGUGAAGGCAGAGGAGCUGAAUGAGAGCAGGACGUCUUCAGAGUCCAGCAGCCCCACGUCCUCUCCUGGGGUCAGUCCAGUCAAAGUGGAUAAGAACAGGAGGAAGAGCUGCCAGUCUCCGCUUGUGGACAGUGACAUUGUAGUUGUGACAGACAUCUUCACUGGCACAGCACCGCUUUGUGCUCAAACAGAGGUGGUCUCUCAGGAUCAGGUGGCAGAGGAGGAGUCGUAUUGUAAGUCUGUGGCAAAGAGGAGGCAGAGGCAGAUGGGGCUGCCCUCUCUGCCCCCCUCCCACCCGCUCUUCACCGAGGUCAUCCACGAGACCAAUCUGCCCAGAAAGACCAACGAGGAGUGGGCCCAGCCUCUGACAGAUCUGUGGCAGCAGAGGCUUGAGAACCCCACAGCAGAGAGACAGUAUAACCAGAGAAUGAGCCAACAGCCCCCAUACUGCUCCAUCUGCCUGCUCUUCUACACGCACCACCAGUCUGAGUGUGGAGGGGACACGUCUUUAGUGACCAGAGGGAACUGUCAGUGGUCCAAACCUCUGAUCCCUGAGAUGUGCUUCAACACACAGUCUUCUAAAGGCACCGACAACUCUGAAGGCCAGCUGUCCAACCCCUACAUCGCCGAGGAUGGAACCAGCCGCCUUGUCACCUGUGGGCGCUGCUGUGUCCGUGUGCACACCAGCUGUUACGGCGUUUGUGAAGAUGACGAAGACUUAAACGACUGGCAGUGUGCUCGCUGUAAGGCCAAAGCCAUAUCUCAGGACUGCUGUCUGUGUUCACUCAGAGGAGGAGCGCUGCAGAGGGCCAACAAUGACAAGUGGGUGCAUGUGCUGUGUGCCAUCACUGUCCUCGAGGCGCGCUUCGUCAACGUCACCCAGAGGAGACCCAUCGACCUGUCCGCCAUCCCCCUCUCUCGCUUCAGACUGAAGUGUGCUCUUUGCCGGACCAGGCUGACCUCUGACACCCGUGGGUGCUGUGUGCAGUGCUCCCACGGGCGCUGCUCCACGGCAUUUCACCCCACGUGUGCCCAGGCCGCGGGCAUCCUCAUGCACCCUGACGACUGGCCCUUCAUCGUCUUCAUCACCUGCCACAGACACCGGGCCCCCACCGCUCCUGAGCGUAACAAGAGCUCGCAGAAGGACCUGAAGGUGGGGCAGAAGGUGAUCUGUAAGCAUAAAAAUGGCCGCUACUAUCACAGCGAAGUCUCUGCCCUCACCACUGCCACCUUCUACGAGGUCGUGUUCGACGAUGGUUCCUACAGCGACAAUCUGUUCCCUGAAGACAUAGUGGAUCGAGACUGUGUGAACAUGGGCCCCCCCUCUGAAGGAGAACCCGUGCAGGUCAGAUGGACAGACGGACUCCUCUACGGCGCCAAGUUCAUAGCGGCACAUUCAGACCCUGUGUUUCUGGUGGUUUUUGAGGACGGAUCUCAGGUGAGCGCGAAACCAGACGAUAUCUACACACUGGAGGAGGACCUGCCCAAACGAGUCAAGUCCCGCAUGUCGGUAGCUUCAGACAUGCGCUUCAAGAACUUCACUGAACCCAAAGUGAGAGAGAACUCCAAAAGACAGCGCGUCAUCAACUCCAGAUACAGAGAGGACUACAUCGAGCCCAGCAUCUACAGAGCCAUCCUGGAGUAAGACCUCCCCUUUAAGACCCCCCGGAGACUGCCCUUUUGAGACUUUAAGAGCCCCCUGCCCCCCUCCGUCUCCUCCCUCUGCUCAGGACUAACCCUUACGAACCCUUCAGCUCCUCACAGUGACACAAUUCAGUCACUGUUGGCAAUACUAUUUAUUUUAGGAACAGUCACAUUCAAGAUUAUAGUUUUUAUGGUUUUUAUUUUGAUCUUUUUUUUUCUUGAAGUGCUCAAACAGGACUGAAGUAUAAACAAGAAAUCUCCAAUAUUGUAGUUUUGGAGAAUAGAUAGAGAGCAGUUUGCUUACAGUGACAUCUCAAAGUAGCCACACAUUGGGAAUUCACAAAAAAAACAAAAAUCAUGACUUCUAUCUGUCAAAUAAUGUAUCUAUUGCUGGCGUGAUAGUUAGAAAUUGGAUUAACCGCCUGUCUCCAUGGAGAUGUUAUUGCUUAGCUGGGAAUGUUCUGCUGUAUAAGAUUACACGUUAUUAUGUAGCAUUUACCCAGUUACAGAUGUUUCUAUUGAGCAAAAAUACACUGAAAAAGUGAGCUGGGUCACCUCUCUACAGACCUGACCUGUAACUUGGCCUGGUACGAGAUUUUCUGAUAUACAGUGUAUUGUAAUGUAGUUUCUUCCUCACAAACAGACCUGGAGUUGUGUUUUGUUUCAUUCACAUGUUUAACACACAAACUCUGCACAUUUAGGCUGAGUUCUUCUCUCAAACAGAAAACACUCUGUUCCACCUUGUGAUGUCUAGUGGUAACACAGGAAGUGCUCCACUGUGUUUUUAAACAUCAUACAUCUUCAUUAGAAUCAUUCGAAUGAUUUCAGGUCUGGAUUUUCAGGUCUGGAAUUUCUACCAUAGACUGUAUCUGCAUCUCUCCUGUUAAAGUUCAUGUCAAAAAGGAGCUGUAACUGUAACUUCAAAACGACCACUACAUGACAUCACAAGGAGGAACAGAGCAUUUUAAGUAAUACUACCAUGUUUUCUGCACUAUAGGGCGCUCUGGAUUAUAAGACAAUAAAGUCAAUGGUCUAUUUUUGAACUUUUUUCAUAAACCACACCGGACUUUAUUGAAAUGAGUGUGAUGGGUGAGUGGUUUUGUUUGUUUGGUGCGUUCACGGUGACUCUGGGCUUUGUUCAGUUGUGGCGUGUAGGGAGGGUGUGUCUGGGACCAACGGAUUGUCGGCGUGUUCGCAGUGACUCAGUUGUUCAGUUGUGUCUAGAAGUGGCAUUGCACUCGCUUUUUCGGUUCAUUCCUCUGUUCCGUUCCUCGUCGGCGUGGAGUGAUGAGUGUGUCUGUGGGUGUUUUUGCCUGCGCGGUCGCUGUCUGCUCUGUGUGUGUUUGCAUGCGCUGCGGGUGGUGCUGGGACACCUGAGUGGGUUCGUGUAUAGGGCGCUCUGGAUUAUGGGGCACGCAGUUGUUUUUUGAUGGGGUUGGAGGCUUAGGAGUGCGCGCUGUAGUCUGGAAAAUACAGUAAUAAUCACAGAUAUACAAAUAAAUAAUAAUCUAACUCAGAUAUUUUCUAGGGAUGGGCAUUAUUAGUCAACUAAUCAAUAAUUGAUCAUUAAGAAUUUCGUCGAUUACGUUCAUUUCUAAUCAACAAACCAAAUGUAGGUUUCUGUGUGUAGAUAUGAAGCUGCGUCUGACACAAACACUGGAUUGGCUGUGGCUCCUCCUUGGAGAUCACUGUACCGCUCAGUGAGUGUGUUUACAUCCUCAUCUGUGUCCUGGUUUCAUCAUGGUGCAUGUUUCCGCAGUGUCACAGUUACUGCAACAUAAAGAGCUGUGCCAAACCUGCCCACAAACGAUCUUUGAAAACAUCACGACACACAGAACAGACUCACCUUCAGCAGAACACCCCUCUGUCACAGAAAGAACACUCAUAUUCCACUGAGUCGUGUCCUUUAGUCCAACAGAAGCUGAACCGCAUCAGCGCACAAGAGCGUUUUUUUUUUUCCCUCCGCAUAGUUUCUGCAAAUGAGCCGUGUGGUUUUAAGUCAGUUUAAAACUGAAUGAAACACAUUCUAAUGUCAAACGGGCUGAUAAUGGUGAUGGUUUAUAUGUUGUAAAGUUGAGUUUAUUUAUGCAGAUUAGUAACAGUAAUAAUAAUCAUGAUACUUAUAUAAAAAUGUGAAAGAUUAAUCGAAAAUUGGUCGUUAAUUCUCCCGACGAUCGAUUAAUAAAAUUUCAUCAAAUGCCCAUCCCUAAUAUUUUCUAUGUGAAGCGUCUGAGUGUCAUGAAAAGCGCUAUAGAAGUGUUAUGUAUUAGUAUUAUUAUUAUAAAUACAUGUGAAUGAAACAAAACACAACUCCAGGUUUGUUUUUGAGGAGGUAACAACAUUAUAACACGUCUUAAAUCUCACAAGAGUCCAUUUUGUGUAAUAUAGUCCCUUUAAAUCUGUUGCUGAGCUAAUGCCUUAUUUCCAAGAUGUGGCUACUUAUUGUUUGCUAAAAAAGUUCAAUAUUGUGUUCAUCAAAACCAAAUAUGUGUACUUUUAGCUGAUAUCAUAGCAUUAGCCGUUGUCUCUAAUAGAAUAUCAUGGCAUUUUUUAGUCAAAUCAGUCGUAACUGUUGCUACGUUAGCUUCAUGUCGCCAUUAGCAUAGCCUGGCUAGCCAUAACUUUUCUACUCGUCUUUCUUCAGGCAUCGUCAAGUUCUGUUCCAAAUUUGACCACAAGCACUUAAUAAAAUUAGGUUAAUGUUUCUAUUGUAAAGAAAAUAUUUUGUCUUUUGCGAUUUUCAGCUUCAAACUUUGGUAGGUUUAGUUUUUUUCUAUUGAGAAUUGUAACUACUGUAGACUAUUUAUAAGAGUGAGUUACGUUUUGAAAAGUUAACUAUUUUUGGCCCAAAUAUAUUUAUUAUUUUUCCACUUUUUAAGUUUGUGAAUGUUCCCCAAAUGGUGACUCCAGCUUGGCUAAUGUUCCCUGUUCAACUCUUGGAGCUUUUGAACUGAAGUAAUAUAUAUUUCAGUAGAGAAAGUAAUAAUAAGAUUUCAUUUUUGGACUUGUGUCUUAUCUGAUCUUAAAAAAAGGAAAAAAAAAAAAAAAAAAAAAAGAGAUUCUGAUCAAGCCAAGGAUUGUCUGUACACACUUUGUAACAGAAUAUUUCAGUAAAGUUUUGGGAAAUUCGAAAAUGUGUGCAUGUGGUUUCAUUUUUUCUUUUAUAUUUGAGCUAAAUCCGGUUACAGAUGUAUAAACUCUUUUCACGUUCACCGGAAGACGUUUGGAAACAUUCGCAUGGCGAUUUCCAGUGUAGAUCCUGACACUGGACAUGUGGUAAAACCGAGGAUUCAGCAGCAGCGUCUUCACAACCUGACAAAGUUUUCCACGGGG